GCUGUUCAAUGAGUGCUGUGUUAUAGCAGUGGCUGUCUAUGCGUUUUUGCCAUUGCUUUCCCAUUGCCUUCUCGUUUCAGUUAGUAAUCAGUUGUUCAUAGAGUGAAGACUUGUGGCAAAUAUGGCCGAACCGAACGACUCGAGUCUAGCCUUCUUCUCGAAGGCAACGCCGAAACAGUGGUCUUAUAUUUGGGCCAAAUAUUCAGAAGUACUCAGCCUUAAGGCCGAAGAGCGGAAUCGCAAGAAGGGAGGCCCACAAGAGCUCAUCAAACUUGACAAUUGGUAUCAAGAGCAUUUGCCUCAAAAAAUUCAUUCGCGUAAAGACCCUCAUAUAAUUCACGAAGAGUUGGUCCAAAUAGCUAAAUGGAAAUUAAUGAGAGGCAAAUAUCGGCCCAAACUUCUAGAUUUGGUGCGAAUAAACACAGAGCUGGCAGUAUUAACCAUCAGUAAAAAGGCGUUUAGAAAAAUGUAUCACCAAAAAAAUCUGUCCCAAGCCAUCAAUGCGUUGAUUACGCUGAAGGGUAUCGGACCCGCCACCGCUUCCGCUGUAUUGUCGGCCGCAUAUCCAGAACAGGCGCCUUUCAUGGCCGACGAGUGUAUGCUCUCUACGCCUGGAGUCGAGGCCAACGACUAUACGCUCGCAGAAUAUAACACAUACAGCGAACAAAUCAAGAACUGCGCCGAAAAACUUAAACAAAGUGAUCCCGAUUUCAAAUGGACGCCGCAUAAAGUGGAUCAGGCCCUGUGGGCCCACUACUUGGCUCGAGAGCUGAAGCCUGAGAUAAUAGAUGGAAUGCCGGCCGCAGACGGAUCCGAACGGAACGUAAUCAAGAAUACGUCAGAAGAAGAUUCAGUGGACACGACUGAUAUAACGUCCGCAAUACCGACGCUACCCGUGUUGAACGGCAAAGCGGGCACUUCUCUGUCCGAUGAGAACUCUUCUGGUCCGUCGUCCGAAGUGGAAGACAAGAGCAAUGACUCGUUACAUAUUCCCCAUAAGAAAUAUAAAUAUGGAAAUGGAAACGGAAAUAUCGGGACUAUAAUGAACGGCGAGGACAGUAAGGACUUGGGCUCCGAGUGUGUGGAGAGCGAAGACUCGCGAAUUAUGGCGUCCGAAGAGAACAGCGUUGAAAACGGUUCGGACGUGAGUCUAGAGCCGGCAUUAAAGAAGCAAAGAGUCGAUGCGACCGAACUGUCGGCUGUGGCCGUCGGAGAAGACGCCCAGUUAUAGGGUUUUAAGCGUUUAAUUAUCAUUAUUUUAUUUUAAUAUUUUUUAUCAAAUAUAUAAACGACAAAAAACACAUUUGUACCCCUCUUUUGGUGGC
Molecule: messenger RNA, 1325 nt
Organism: Medioppia subpectinata
Lineage: Eukaryota; Metazoa; Arthropoda; Arachnida; Sarcoptiformes; Oppiidae
Source: the annotation of a GenBank genome assembly